CUGCCGCCGCGGUAGUCUCUCUGUCCGAGCCGUCGGCCAACCGACGACGCAUACCCGGAUCCCGGCGUCCCGUGUACGCGCGUUGUGCCCGUUACCCUCCCACACACGACAUUCACACACGCUCUCUCACACACAUACACACACCCACACUCACCCACACACACACACACAUAUACCAACACACACACACUCGCACGCAUACACAUACACACACACACACACCACACACACACACAAACACACAAUCAGACUCACACACGCACACGCACAUACACACAAAACGUAAAUAACACGCAUCUGCAUGACGUACGCUAUACAAGAAAAAUAAUAUUACACAUGUUAUAAUAUAAUAUAUUAAUCUAUGUUAUCGUAAACGCCGGUUUUUCGUUUGUUUUUUUUUUUCAAAUUUUAAAAAUCAUUUUUUUUUUUUUUAAAUUGCAGUGAUAAUACGAUACAAUUCACACAACAUCGGCACACACGCGUAUUAUAGGCGUGCAUGUGCGCGUAACACAUAUUGUUUCAACACAGUAAUAAACCGUUCGCGAGCGUUAUCUAUUUCUCCCUCCCCGGCGCGGCGUGUGCCACCGAUAGCCCUCGCGGCGUCCGCAUCCGACUCUGACGCCGUAUGUACACUCGCGGACGCCGGUGCAGUUCGCGUACGCGCCCGCUAUGAUCGUUAUGUGUAUCGCAUAAAUUGCACGUGCGAAUUUCGAUCGUCCGCCGCCGCGGUUGGUGGCCAAAGAGAGACGGACAGUUAACGCACGGGUAACGGACAUAAUAUCGUCACAUAUUAUCGUACAAUAUCGUGCGACGGACAUCGGUCGUCCCCGCGGUAGUCGUGGUCGACGCCGCCACCGCCGCUGCUGCCGUCGCCGCCGUCGUCGUCGUCGUCGUCUCCGCCACCGGAGCAAAGGAGCCGCCGACGUCUCGUCCGACGAGUACUCUAUGCUCGCUUAGGUAAAAACUACGGUCCGUGUGAUGGGUGCGCCGGAAGACCGCGGCCGCCAUGUUUGUCAGACGGCGGACGUUGUUCGCGGCACCACUCAGCGCGGUGCGGUACGGCGCCCGGUGCGGUGUGCGACGUGUGCGGCUCGGCAAUCGCGGUCGGCGACCGGCAGCGGCUGUGGCUGCUGCGACAGCUGAGGUGGCGGCGGCGUCGUUGAUAAGGCGCCGGUGGCGGCCAGCACCAUGGUGGUGUCGCCCGCAGGAUGAAGAAGCAAAACGUCCGCACAUUAUCGUUGAUCGUUUGUACGUUCACCUAUCUGCUCAUCGGCGCCGCCGUGUUCGACGCCCUGGAGUCCGAGACGGAGAUACGCCGGAAACAAGCGCUGGACUCCAUAGAAGGGAUAAUCCUCAACAAGUACAACAUAUCCACAGACGACUAUCGGCUGAUCGAGACAAUUGUGCUCAAGUCAGAACCUCACAAGGCCGGACAACAGUGGAAGUUCGCCGGAGCAUUUUACUUCGCUACAACGGUACUCACGACUAUUGGUUACGGGCACUCGACGCCGAACACAAAAUCCGGCAAGUUGUUCACCAUGUUCUACGCGAUGGUGGGCAUACCGCUGGGCCUAGUCAUGUUCCAGAGUAUCGGCGAGCAGCUGAACAAAUUCUCGUCCGUGGUGAUCAGACAGGCGAAGAGGGCACUUGGCUGCAAGCGUACCGAAGCUACCGAGAUCAAUCUCAUAUUCGUCGUGUCCUUUUUGUCGAGUCUGACAAUCGCGGGCGGCGCGACGGCGUUCUCCACGUACGAGGGCUGGACGUACUUUGACUCGGUCUACUACUGCUUCGUCACUCUCACCACCAUCGGGUUCGGUGACAUGGUGGCUUUACAGAAGAACAACACGUUGAACGACAAACUCGAGUACGUGGCGUUCACGUUGAUAUUCAUUCUGUUCGGGCUGGCAGUAGUGGCAGCGUCGCUCGACCUAUUGGUGCUCAGGUUUGUCACGAUGAACACCGAGGACGAGAGACGUGACGAGGCUGAAGCGUUACAAGCCGCCCAAGGAGCAGUCCGGCUGGAAGGGGACGUGAUCACCUCGCACGGGUCCGUGUCCAGCCUGCCGAUGGGCAGCGCGGCGGCCGUGGGUGGGUCGGGUCGGGGCAGGGGAUCGUCCUCGCCCGCAGACAACGCGUCCGUGUGCACUUGCACUUGCACGCGGUCGAGGAGCCGGAACGACGGGUACCGUUCGGGUGAUUCGCCGCCGUACGCAUCGGGCUCCGUCUACGGAGUCGGGACCGGACGAGGCGUCGGCGUCGGCAGCGGCGGCGACCGUGACGACGGCGACGACGGGUGCAGCGGCGACGACGACGACGACGAAGACGACGACGGUUGUGAACCGCACGACAUACAGCUGGAGACGUUCUACGACGGCCGUGAAACGGCGUCGACGUCGGCCGAUCCGUACAGCAUCCGGCAGCGCGUCGUACAAACGCAACAGCAACAGCAACAGCAACAGCAGCAACAGCAGCAGCAACUACAGAACGAACACAGGUCGUCCAUUUGACGUAUGUUCGCCAGUGGCGGAGGCAGCGGUGGCGACUGCGACCGCGUCGGUCAUCCGUACACGCCGUUCGCAUAGCUGGUGCAGUGCGCCCACCGUAUAUACCCAUAUACCGCGUACCGACCGCCGAUACCGCGGUAACGAUAGCGGUUCCCGGUCGCUCCGGUAGACGUGACGAUGACAACGAUUCGAACGCGAUCGAAAAACGCGUCAUACAAUUGUAUAAUAUUUUUGUCGUCGUUGCCGUCGUAUGGUAUCAUAAAAUAUUAAAAUAUAUGUUAAGUUGGUACACUGGCGGUCGAUCUGCAACGGUUUGCGACUCAUCGAUGUUCUCUUGCAGUGUCGUGUACGAUUUCGUACGGAAAAAACCGAUAUUAAAAAACCGUAGCAGCCACGUGGUCGUCGAAACCUGCGAUUGAGAAACUAAAAAACGAUGCGAAAAUCGUAAUCAACGGCCGGUCGAAUGCGGAGCUGCUGAAGCACAAAGGGGCCAUGGCUGCGUCACACCGCAGCCGUGAAGAACGAAACAAAUUUUAUUAGGAACAUUAAAAUAUUAUGAUGAUAUAAUAUUAUAUUAAACAUUUAAAUCAAAUAUUAUUAAAGAAUAAAAAAAAAAACGUAAUUAUGUACAUACAAAUACAAUAGAAAACGCGACUCAAUUUCGUAUCGACAAUUCUUUUGUUGGUCCUUUUGAGUUAUUUUUAAUAUUCUUUCUAAUUUUUUUUGUAUUUUUUUUUUAUGUUAUACCUAUAAUACACGUUAGCGUAAACGUAUUA
Messenger RNA from Myzus persicae (green peach aphid), 3280 nucleotides. RefSeq names its product two pore potassium channel protein sup-9-like. Gene Ontology annotation, biological process: stabilization of membrane potential; potassium ion transmembrane transport. Gene Ontology annotation, cellular component: membrane. Bases 1209 to 2507 code for a protein of 432 amino acids. The record is from RefSeq and is a predicted model, not a curated record. NCBI's taxonomy places the organism in Eukaryota, Metazoa, Arthropoda, Insecta, Hemiptera, Aphididae. The transcript is spliced from 6 exons. Gene Ontology annotation, molecular function: potassium ion leak channel activity.